Molecule: messenger RNA, 4258 nt
Organism: Varanus komodoensis (Komodo dragon)
Lineage: Eukaryota; Metazoa; Chordata; Lepidosauria; Squamata; Varanidae
Gene: EFHC2
Product: EF-hand domain containing 2
Exons: 15
Coding region: 786-3005 (739 amino acids)
Biological process (GO): regulation of neuron projection development
Cellular component (GO): microtubule
Source: RefSeq, a predicted model, not a curated record
GCCCCGCUUCCUCCGAGGCUGCCUGGCUCAGUUCCCACGGGGCUCCCGGUGCGGGGCUGGCACGGCGUACGGCGCCAGAGGCGCAGGUGGAGGAAGUGGCCCGUCGUCUGGACCUCCAAGUCAAGCUCGCCCUCCUCCUGGGCUCGCUUUGAACCUGCGCUCCUACGUAGCCUUCCGUUCUUCGCAGCCACCGCGGUUGCGUGCUACUCUAGAGUAGGCGGGGCUUGUCCAGAGCCCCUUCUUCAAGCGCCUUGCGACCUGGAGAGAGAGCGACAGGACUCCGUUUAUUGAUUUUAUGUAUUAUUUAAAGCAUUUUUACACCGCUCUUUGAUUAAAGAGGCGCCCAGGGCGGCUUACAAAGAUCAGUGUAUAAGCAGGAAUUGUGAAGGGUAGGCUGGAAGGGGAACUGGAUCCCUGUAAGCAGCAUCGCCAGCAGCAGGGAAUGAUGGGAACUACAGUCCACCAACGCCUGGAGGACCACAUGUCCACUCUCCAUAGGCAAGGGACACCCUUUCCUGGCAUGGACAGUGCUCUUAUAGGGAUCCCGUUGCUUUCUUCAGCCUGGAGGUUUCAGUUGAAGCCUGGCUCAGGUUGUGGGGCGGCACAGAAAUGGAAUUAAACAAACAAACAAACAAGAAAAGAUCUGCUGGGACAGGCCAAAGGGUGACCUUGUCCAGUAUCCUGUUGCCUACGUGGCCCACUUGAUGCCUCUGGGAAGCAUACAAGCAGAGCCUGAAAGCUAUCAUCUUUUUCCUGCUGUUCCUUAGAGACUGAUAUUCAGAGGCAUGUUACAUCUGAUCCAGGAGCUAGGGAAAGACAAAUUCCAUAAAUCGCAACACUGGAGUUAUUGCAAUAAGGUUUCUAUGUUGGUGGGCGAAGACAAGCCCGGAAUAGGAGGUGAACCUUUGCUUGGACAAAAGCUGAAACCGAAGUAUAGUGUUUUUCCUAGAGGUGUUGGGUGUGAUGCACCUUCCUGGAUAGCAUUUGAUAAACAGGUAUUGUCAUUUGAUGCUUAUUUUGAUGAAGAAGUUCCUGACAAAAAUCAAGAGCUGUAUAGAAUAAGACACUGUAAAAUAUAUUUCUAUCUGGAAGAUGACACAAUUCAGGUAGUUGAACCCCAGGUGAAGAAUAGUGGAAUUCCACAAGGAACUCUUCUUCGGCGUCAUCGGAUUCCACUUCCGCCUCCUAAUGAAGAUCAGUUCUAUACUAUAGAUUAUUUCAACCUCGACACAGAUAUCAUCUUUUAUGGUCAACGAUAUAAGAUUAUAGAUUGUGACCAAUUCACCAAAAAUUUUUUGAGGAAGAUGGGAGUUCGAAUAAAUCCUUCAGUUAAUCGUCCAGAUGAUCCCUAUACCAAAGAACGUCAAAAGUUGAUAGAUGAUAUGAAGCCGUUGCGUCCAUAUGAGCGCUUUGACACACUUAAGCAGUUUCUGGAGCAUGAUGGGCAUGUUUUACGCUUUUAUGGCAUUUGGGAUGACACAGAAACAAUGUUUGGGGAUGUUCGAGAAGUGGUGCUACAUUAUUUUCUGGCUGAUGACACCAUUGAAGUCAAAGAAGUGAUACCAGUGAAUUCAGGUCGGGAUGCUGUACCUCUGUUUCUCAAUAGGCAGAAGCUACCAAAGUAUGCUCCAGUGGGACUGUACCAGCCUGGAACCAUCACAGAUAGGACAGUGCUGAAUGUAUUUGGAGGUCUAGUGGGGAAUAAAGGACGUUACAUUCUGGACAAUCGUAAGACAGGAGCUGUACAUCAGGAAUUUUAUAAAGACUGUGACCUGAGAAUAGGGUCAGCAAUCAAUGUUUGGGGAAGAAAGGUAGUUCUCUGCGAUUGUGAUGAAUUUACCAAAGAAUAUUAUAAGACAAAGUAUGGAGUCAAGGACUUUACUCCAAUUCCAUACAAAGCUCCACCUAUUCCAAAAGUAGAAAGAGUGAUUCCUCCAUACCAUGGUUUUGGCUCUGAGGAGGACUCUCUUUGCUCUUGCAUGGGUUUACUUCCCAAACCACCCCAGAAAGACUUCAAGAAAUUCAUGGCAAAAGACAGACAAGGCCUCGAAAGUAAUAUAUUGCGGUUUCUUGCACAACUUAUUACUACUGAUCCUGUUGACAAGGAUCGGAAGUUCAUUAUUUCUUUUUUUCUGAGUGAUGACACCAUUGCUGUUUUUGAACCUCCCCAGAGAAAUACAGGGGUAAUUGGUGGGAAAUUCCUGGAAAGAAGUCGUAUUAAGAAGCCUGGGCAGGAGCUCUAUAAGAGCAAACUGUCUGAAUACUACACAGCUGAGGAUCUGUAUGUUGGAGCCAAAGUGUGUUUCCAUGGCCACAUCUUUCUUUUGGUGGAUGCUGAUGAGUAUGCUUUCAACUACAUGGAGAAGCAUGCAAAUGAGUUUGCAAUGGCCAAUAUCAACAUAAUUUUGAACAAACUGAAAGCAAUAGGAGAACCUCGGUCAAGAGAAAUUAAGCAGAUUUUUGCAGCUACAGAUCCUCAGCACACCUUCAUUAUUGAUUAUGAUGAAUUCAGAAAUGUUAUGUUGAAUAUCUCAGAUGGAAAAUUAUCAGAACAUGAAAUUAUGACCAUUGGGCGAUAUUACAGUGCAAGAGAUGAGAAUGAGAUGGAUGCCACCUUCCUUCUAGCAGUAUCCCAGGAACAACUGAAGAAGAGUAACUUUGAGAAUUUUGGCCAGCUCUUUGCUGCCUUGGCCUACAACGACCGGGAGAAGUGUGGAUUGCUGUCCAGUAACACAUGCAGGACCAUUUGCAAGUCCUUCAGGAUACCAUUAGCAGAUGACCUUCUGCGAGCACUACUGGCAGCGUGUGAAGAUUGUAAAGAACAAAUAAAUUAUAAGAAGUUCGUUGAUGGUCUGAACUGGAGAGAGCAUCCAAUUCCAGCUUUUCAAAACAUUUUGAUACCUCUACAGUAUGAAGACGAAUGGACUGGGCAGCCACCCACCCUUCCAGUGAAAAAAAUCAAAUACCUACCACUAAUAGAGGAUGUCUUUGGCAUCAAAGAUUAGCAUAGACCACACAUUGCACCUCUUAUGAAUAAAAGUUGUGAUUUCCUUUCUCUGGAGCAUUGCUGUACAUUUUGAUUUAAACAAAAUAAAAGAAUCAUAGUUAUAGAUUUUUUGGGGGAAUGUAAGUUUUAUUUUUUACUUCAAUGUAUAUGCUCUUAUUUCAUUCAUAUGCUUUUUGUAAUUCUUUCAGACUCCAAUAGACUGUACUGUAAUGCAAUAUCACAAUUAAAAUAAUUUAAAUGUACCUUUAUCCUCAGUUGUUAUAUGUGGAAAGGACACUAGUUUCCAUCAGUUUUAGCUAAGGAUUUUACUCCUGUCCUCCAAUGUAAUCAGACUCUAUAACAUGCUCUUUUCAUUGUGCUGGAUGAGGCUAGUUCAGUUGCUAGUUCAGAUGCUGACAGGUCACUUGGUUUCUGAAGCCUUGCAGAGAAGGGGAAAUCUGACCAUUCAUUGCUCUUAAAAGUCACAGAAAACUGCAGUCCUUGGGUUUGGGAAGACUUUAAAAUUAAUAAUUUUGAUCACAGCUCAUCUUACAUGCACUCACACGCACAUGUGCACGGAUGCGUGCGCACACACACAUACAGAAUUAUAUACCAUAUGAAGAAGUCGACUUCCUGAAAGACUUGCGGAAAAAUCUGUGUAAAGGUUAACUUCCAAGCUUCUUUGAUAACUAUAUUGGAAGGACCAUCUUUCUUCAAAGUUACCAACAAAGUCAAUUGUAACAAGUAACAAAGAAGAAUAAAUAGAAACUUGCACACCAAGAAGAAGAAGCUAGAAACCUUCCCCUUGUUCUAUAUGAGCAGGGAGGGUUACAAGUGGAAGACAAAGUUGGCUGUGAUGCAUGUAAAAUUCCAUGAACAAGAUAGGGUGACCCUAAAAGUCUAAUUUAGAAGAAACCAAAUGGCCCGGAAUUGCUUGGUGUUUCUUUUUGUCUUGCUUUGUCUCCCUCUGAUUUCUUGUAUCUGCUCCCUUUAGGGCACUGUUUUAUUCAUUGCUGUUGUUUUGUCAACAUGGAAUUUUAUUUUUAAAUAGUUACAAAGAAUGACCACAUCUAACAAGAUAAUAAGAGACAGUUUUUAUAAUGGGUAGGAUAAAUCAGCCUAAGGAUAUGUAUCCGUCACCAAUGGGUGGGUUUGCAUGUGUAAGUUAUCUAGUGAAACCAUAGUCAGAAAAAUAUGUAUUCAUCUGUGUUUGGCUGGAAUGUGAUGAGAAAUUUGAAGGGCUUCUAAACAGGAAAUAAAUAGAAACCAUCA